Molecule: messenger RNA, 1302 nt
Organism: Molossus molossus (Pallas's mastiff bat)
Lineage: Eukaryota; Metazoa; Chordata; Mammalia; Chiroptera; Molossidae
Gene: MBOAT4
Product: membrane bound O-acyltransferase domain containing 4
Exons: 3
Coding region: 1-1302 (433 amino acids)
Biological process (GO): peptidyl-serine octanoylation; lipid modification
Cellular component (GO): endoplasmic reticulum membrane
Molecular function (GO): serine O-acyltransferase activity
Source: RefSeq, a predicted model, not a curated record
AUGGGUUGGCUUCAGCUGCUUUUCCUCCAUCCUGUCUCACUUUACCAAGGGGCUGCUUUUCCUUUUGCACUUCUGUUUAAUUAUCUCUGCAGUAUGGAUUCAUUUUCCACUCCCGCCAGGCACCUCUUUCUCCUGGCCGGAGGAGGCGCCCUGGCCUGGGCCGCUAUGGGUUCCUUCGCUGUGCUCAUCUUCAUCCCUGCUGUGUGCGCUGUGGUUCUGAUCUCCUCAGUCGGCCCACAGGAAGUCCACAGGUGGACUUUCUUCGUUCAGAUGAGCUGGCAGACGCUGUGCCACCUGGGUCUGCACUACACUGAGUAUUACUUGCAGGAACCUCCUUCCACAAGGUUCUGCAUCACUCUUUCUUCCCUCAUGCUUUUGACCCAAAGGAUCACAUCCCUCUCUCUGGACAUUUGUGAGGGGAAAGUGGAGGCAUCAGGCCCCAGGAGCAGGAGCUCUUUCUCCGAGCAUCUGCGUAAGGCCCUGCCCUAUUUCAGCUACUUGCUCUUUUUCCCUGCUCUCCUAGGAGGCCCUCUGUGUUCUUUCCAGAGAUUUCAGGCUCGUGUUCGAGGGUCCAGCCCUCCGUGCCCCAGGCGCUCCUUCUGGGCUCUAACCUGGAGGGGUCUGCAGAUUCUCGGACUAGAGUGUCUGUUGGUGGUCACGAGGCGGGUGGUGAGUGCGGGAGCAGGACUGGCCGACUGCCGCCAACUCCAGUGCAUCUAUGUCAUGUGGUCCACAGCCGGGCUCUUCAAACUCACCUACUACUUCCACUGGCUCCUGGAUGACUCCCUCCUCUGUGCAGCGGGCUUUGGAUCUGAGUCUGGCAAGAGCCCUGGGGAGGAGGGAUACAUCCCCGAUGCGGACAUUUGGACACUGGAAACGACCCACAGGAUAUCCCUGUUCACGAGAAAGUGGAACCAAAGCACAGCUCGGUGGCUCAGACGCCUCGUAUUCCAACAAGGCAGGGCCUGGCCAUUGCUGCAAACGUUCACCUUCUCUGCCUGGUGGCACGGACUCCAUCCAGGCCAGGUGUUUGGUUUCCUUUGCUGGGCUGUGAUGGUGGAAGCUGACUAUCUGAUUCACACCUUUGCCAAUUUGUUUAUCAGAUCCUGGCCUAUGUGGCUGCUCUACAGAACGCUCACCUGGGCCCACACCCAGCUCAUCAUUGCCUAUAUAAUGUUGGCCGUGCAGGUCAGGAGCCCCUCCUCUCUCUGGUUACUGUGUAAUUCUUACAACAGUGUCUUUCCCAUGGUGUACUGUAUUCUGCUUUUUCUAUUAGCAAAGAGAAAGCAUAAACUUAACUGA